Messenger RNA from Lactuca sativa (garden lettuce), 531 nucleotides. The record is from RefSeq and is a predicted model, not a curated record. NCBI's taxonomy places the organism in Eukaryota, Viridiplantae, Streptophyta, Magnoliopsida, Asterales, Asteraceae.
AUGAUUGUCUACGUAGAUGAUAUCAUUAUAACUAGAGACUACUCAGAGGAAAUUAAGGAACUGAAAUUCAUAUUAGGAAGAGAAUUUGAAAUAAAAGAUCUUGGACAACUUAAAUACUUUCUUGGUAUGGAGAUUGCAAGAUCAAGAAAGGGCAUUUCUGUAUCCCAAAGAAAGUACACUCUCGAUCUCUUGGAAGAAACUGGUUUAUUGGGGUGCAAACCAACAAGUGUACGAAUGGAACCGGGAAUUAAAUUCCAAACAGUAAGCGAAGAUGAGCAGGUAGACAAAGGAAGAUACCAAAGACUAGUGGGAAAAUUAAUCUAUCUUGCACACACAAGACUGGACAUCGGGUUUGUUGUAGGUAUGGUAAGCAGGUUCAUGAAUGCCCCUACAACAAGGCACAUGAAAGCUGUUUUUCAGAUUCUCCACUACUUGAAAAAAAAAAUCCUGGAUAUGGAUUAUUGUUUAAAAAGACCAGUGAGAGGGGAGCAAACAUUUAUACAGAUGUUGAUCGGGGAGGAUUUUGUGUAG